AUGCCGAUGAUGAGAGCAACGAGAGCAAGGGAGGACGACGAAGAUGAAUACGAACGUCCUACCAAGCGUACAAAGCUUUCCGAUGCUGCUACCCUCGAAUCAGAAGACGAAUACCACUGCAACAGCGAACCUUCACCAUGUUGCUACGCAUUUCCUUGCAUCUGCCCCGCAGGCCUCCAGCAUCCUUGGGCAGUCGAUUCGAUGGACAGCGGCUACAACAGCAACGUCUCGUCUCCCUCCGAAACCGAUCGAAACACCAGCCGCCGUCUCUCCUCCGACGAUUAUCCCACCCCACGAGAACUCGAAGCCGAUAGAGCCCGCAGAGCCCACAAGAAGAAGAAGGACAGGAAGCACAGGAGAGACAAGAAGGAGAAGAGCAAGACAAGAACCGUCAUAUACGAUAAGGAUGGCUUGCAGGUCAUGCCUCAUGUCAAACUCGAGCGACCGAAGCGCAAGUACAACUGGUCUAUCUGGUUCGACGGAUACAAUGACGAGGCCGACUUCUUGAAGAGGAAAGGAAUUGAGAUUCGGCAGCAAAAUCAAGAAGGAAAGGCGAGCAAGAAGAGACACACCCCAGCACCCGAGCCCACGAAGGCGGACGAUCGCGAGACCAAGGACGAGUUCGAGAGAUGGCAAUAUAUGACCGAGCAUGGCUUCAAGUCCAAACCCUGCCCCAAGAUCUACCUACCUGGCUACUGGCGAAGAGUUGCCGACGAUAGCAAGGAGCUGGACUUCCUCAAGGACUCUGCGAAGGAACAUUAUGCAGCACAAUCAGGAGACCGAUGGUGGCAGAUGUUUGAUUACGCCGAAGGCUUCAUCAACAAGGCCGAGCAGAUUGGCUGGGAGAAGCAUAUACACGAUAACAGAGAGAGAGCACGACGAUCUGUAUGGCACAACAAGAAGUUCUUUCAACACAAAGAGAGUUGCAAGAGUGCGAAUCCGUUCCACAAAUCACGGCUGCGGGAGAUGAAGUCUAACGAAGCUCGAGAAUCGACUCAACCGCGGACGAGCCACUUGCGCUGGCAAGUCAAGGAUGGGUUCAAGAGUGGAUUGGCGGCGGCGGCGGUUUCUGUGGACGACUUUGAAGCUAUUGAGAACGAGAGCGAGGCUGAGACUGUCAUUGAAGGUGGUGAGGAAGGUGAUAGUGACUCGGAGAGUUUGUCUGGUGAGAGUGAUAAGGACGCGGAUGAAUAA
Mollisia scopiformis is the source of this 1194-nucleotide messenger RNA. RefSeq lists its product as uncharacterized. The transcript has a single exon. The record is from RefSeq and is a predicted model, not a curated record. NCBI's taxonomy places the organism in Eukaryota, Fungi, Ascomycota, Leotiomycetes, Helotiales, Mollisiaceae. Bases 1 to 1194 code for a protein of 397 amino acids.